AACUGUGCAACAGCGCUGUAAUCCUUAACAGUUCCGGGUUAACUCGGUUGCCAGGCAGCUGCGACAUCUUUGUUCAUUGUCGAUUUGAAGGUGACGCCCCGUCUCCAACAAACACAAUGCGUUGUUCCGAUGGUCUUUUGUGGAACCAGGUCACACUUACCUGUGAUUAUGCCAGGAAUGUAAAGUGCGAGUCAG
Molecule: messenger RNA, 195 nt
Organism: Candidula unifasciata
Lineage: Eukaryota; Metazoa; Mollusca; Gastropoda; Stylommatophora; Geomitridae
Source: the annotation of a GenBank genome assembly